UGAAUCUAUCGAUAUUCAUAUGUUGACAAAAAAGACUGCUGGGAUAAAAAUGUGCAACGGAGUUAUAGCUUGCAGCAUAGCAUUAAUUCUAAUCAAGGCGAUAACUAUUACUAAAUGCCACGCUGUGGCUCAUAUGCAUGAAUAAAAGGGUAUUCUAGAUUACAUGAAGAGUGUGUAACAGCUACACGGAUGCGUUUUCGACUCUAUUAAGUAGUCGAUCUGGCCAAAGACACUAGAAUAACGUAACGCCAUACGAUACUGCUGAUAGUACCCUGUUGAAGUUUUGCAUCGAAAUUGGCCAAAACUCCAAAAUGUAAAUUCGUUUCUUAGACGAAAUUGAUUUUGGACCGAAAAUCGUCGGCACACAUAUACACGUUCACGUUUCUUGCUUUUACUCACACAAGCAAGCCAAUUCUAUUUUUAGAUUAAUUACGCUCUCAAUUUCACGCGAGCGAAGAAAGGGCAAUUCUGGCCGUCACCAAAAAAGUGGCUGCAUAGUGCAAAACCAAUGUAUGACAUCUUGUAAUUUUUAUUUCCUAAGCCCAUUAAAAUAUUUUCUAAGUCUGUGUUUAGCAUUCCAUUUUUUGCCAGAAUAAUUUCUAAAGGAUGGGUAUUGAAAUUUGAUAUUUAGUUCCCUUUAUUCUUCUUCGGUUCUUAUUAACUAUUCGUUAUUUCAUUUUAUUUGAUCCCAAUCGUUGAAGUCAGUGGUACCGGCGUUAUUUAGCGCUGCCGCGAUUAACUUAAUAUGUACUCCUAGCAGCCCUAUUGUGGAACUCUAAGGUUGCUACCAAUUUGCGAAUAUGAGUAAUGUCCGUCUUUAUAAUCGGUGUCCUGUGAUCGUCCGUAAAUGUCUUCGUCAUUGUUUCCGUCUGGUUAGCGUAGUCCUCGUAAGUCGUCAUGUUCGUAGAGUACUGUAGGUAUCCGUACGACUCCCAGAUGACCAUUUCGUUGUCUUCUAUCGUAAUGUAGUACGCGUACGCAUUUACUAACAGCCGUAAGCAUAAGAACUAGGAUGUUAAUUCGUAACCUAGGAAAAUAUAAAAAGAUAUAGAACGGGGUCAGGAAUCUCGCGAAGAUGGCAAGCGUAGAUUGUCAUUGUGGACCACCCUCACCUUUAUUAAAACCGUGAUCCCCAGGUCUGUUUCAAUGGUUGCUUUCGAACAUAAUGGAGAAAGAAAAGAGUCAUCCCAGCAACGGUGAAAGCCUUGAGAUAUAUGCUAGUCGCAUGGUGACGUCACUAGUUAGCUAAUCUUUGUGGUAAGAUCGGGCACUGGUGUGCCGGGGCACGUUCAAAGAGGAAGCCAAUCAUUUCAACAACAUAUUAAGGGCAGUAUGACACCUGGUGGAGCUGGACUGCGUAAAGAAAAGAGGGCUGAGACAAGUUCGCCGUUCCGAGGUGGGAAGAUUCCAAUUAUUUUCGAUUCUGGAGCGAAUGAAUAUAGUGUAAGUGUAAUAUUUCAUGUAGUACCAGAUGAUAGUAUGUCAAAUAAUACUAGGACGAGAAAGGUUAGCUGAGGGAUACGCUGCAGUGGUGUCUUGUGAGGGAGUUGAAAUGAUUAAAUCGAUCAACUGUAAAACAAAAACUGUAAAUACGUUCUCUACACUUAUAAAUAACUAAUUUGAUACAAUUUAAAGCGAUGUUUAUGGUAAUGAUGAAAAUGAAGUAAUAACAUUGUUAGAAUUCUACACUGUUUUAUUGGUAAAGAAGAAAAAUGGAUCAGCCGGGAUUUGUGUGAACUACAGAGAAUUAAAUUCAAAUACAGUUGCCGACAAGUUUCCGUUACCGAUAAGAGCUGAACAGAUAGCCAGGUUGCGAGGCGUAAAGUUCUUUUCCUGUUAGAACAUGGCAAGCGGGUAUUACCAGGUCCCUAUGCAUCAACUUUGUUGAAUAUACGGCUUUCGUCACACCUGACGGACAGUACAAGUUUCUAUCUCAAGAAUGCACAGUCAGUCUUCCAAGGAGCAGUCAUUAAACUUAUUCGCUUAUUCGUAUGUCAUUGUGUACAUGGAUGACAAAAUAAUUGCAGCUCCACCCAAGGUAUCUGCACUUCAAAGGUUACAUUGUUUUAUAUAUUCUACGAAAGGCUGGGUUUUCAUUCAAUGCUGAAAAAUGUUUCUUCUUAAGGUCUUUUAUAGAAUAUUUAGAAUUUGCUGUGCGAGCGGGUGAGAUAAGCCCAAAUCCGCGUAAAAUAGAAUCAUUGAAUGCUUUGCCUAGAUCCUUAACAACAUUAAUACAGCUUAUAGGCUUAGCAUCGUACUUCCUAAAGUUCGCUCCUGGAUUUUCACAGCUAAUGAAGUCCCUAUAUUUUCUCACUUCAGAGUAAAAUAAGUUCAAGUCGGAAUAUAAAACAUGAGGAGAUACGAAAGAAAAUUAUUCACAUUCUUACAAAUAGGACGGUAUUGAUUAUCUUCGACCCGCAGCAUCCGAUUGAAUUUGACGCCGAUGCAAGUGCCACGAGUUGCAGCGGCUAGCUCACAGAGUUUGUAUGUUCGUCCCACCAAAUUUAUGAUUUGUGUGAUUGCCUGACCAAGGAGAAGACAGAGUUUCAGAUUAAAGUCGCUUUAUUGUAGUAUUUCACAGCUGACUCCUCCGGUGAUCGCCGUAUGCUGCGCGUCGUUUCUCCAGCGACGCCUGGCCUUCUAUGUCCUGUGUGUCCUUGACAACGGACCACGUGUCGGCUCGAAUGGGAUUAGGAUGUCAUGGGGGCCGGGUGUAUAGUCCGCGGGUUAACGCAAUGGUCGGCCUGAACCCACCAUUGCCGACCGCUGCAGUGCACUGACCCACUGUCGCUUUCAAACACGCCAAGUCCUUGUCGUCUCCUCCGAAGGACCACCUGCCGGCUGGAAUGGGUUUAGGAUGCUAUGGGGCAAUGCUCGGCCUGUGACCACUGGUAUUGCUCGUCCUUCCUUCUGCGACCUGCGCCUUUCUCACAGCUUGUCACUUUCACAGUUCGUUCUUCACUGACAUCUCCGCGCGUUCGAACUCACUGUCUCCUUCGGUCAUUCUGAAUCCGCCGUCAGACUCCGUUCCGACUGUCCGACUGUGCGGCCGCGUCCUGACCGUGCGACUUGAGCCUGCACUAUCCUUGACUAUCAUCGCGUACGUAUGGUUCCUUGCUUGUUGUGACUGACUGUCCCGAGCUGCACUUGCACCGAUCCCUUUAUAGGCCGCGGGGAUCCCGUUAUUUCCCCUUUUGCGCACGGCGGGUACAAAGUCCAACUAAUUUACCGUUAGUUUACGGUGCGUCCUCUUUGGGCGUGUUCAAAGUCCGCACCGUGACCGUUUGACCUCUGUGCCCUCGAGUCCAAGGUCCAGCGCGGUACCAUUAGUUCACAGUCUCCAAAUUUGUGGGGAGUUUUACGACUCCUCACAACGGUUGUCGAUUGCUACGUGGCUGCACAUGAGUGCUAGAGUGGUAUUUUGACAAUGUUGUUAUUUGAUAAAAAAAGAUAAUUUAUACAAGAGAGAUAUAAAAUAAUGAUUUGUUGUGAAUAUGAUAAUGAGAAUGAUUAUUUGUUAAGAUUAUAGGAAAAACGAUGGGCUAUGAACAUUUUGCUUUAAGAUGCUUUUACGAAAACUAAAAUGGUUAUUUGCAGAAGUUUAAAGUUGAAGAAUAAAUGUACUUAAAUUUGCAGAAGUUUAAAGUUGAAGAAUAAAUGUACUUAAAUUAAAAAAAAAAACUUAUAAAAGAGUUUUGAGAAUGAUUUAUGUUGAAAUUAGAUAAAUUGUAUUAAGAUGAAUAUGAAUGAAUAAGCAAUUUCUAAGAUGAUUGUUACAUCAAAUUUAGUACUAGUGGUUAAAUGUGGAGUGUAGCACAUACACGAGGUCGUGAAUUCGAAGAAUGCUAUGUUGUUUUAAAAUGGGCGCCUUAUGCAAUUGUUAGUUAGACUUAUAGAUGGGAGAGCCUGGGUUGUGUUUGAUUGAGUGUAGCCCAGUUCCCACAGUUUUUGCGUCGGGCGAGUGUAAAGAGAGACGAGAAUAACACGCCAAAAGAAUAAGAAAAAGUCAAAAAGGGUGGAUUCACUACACAAAUCUAAAGACAAUAUAAAGUUUAAAAAAAGAAGAGAAUAACAAGUCUCCGUCGUAUAUAUAGUGACAUAUCCAUAAGUCCCUAAGACUUAAGCACAUGCCUACACAGCAUUCCCAAAUACCCCCUACACUACUCCGGAUGUACCUAAUGGAUUCCAGAUAAGAAUAAUAUGAUCCUCAAGAUUGGGUUGAGUGGAAAAUUCCCAACUCCAAAUAAGUCACCCACUGGUAGACUAAACAUCCGUCCCAUAAUUUAAACAUUCCUUGCCUAAGCCCUCACCCCAUCGUCAUGUCCCCACGUUCAAAGCUCGGACUCGCAAUCCCGAAAACAAAAGUAUUCGAUUUCAAUAAACAAAACUUUAAGAAUCUAAGAGCACUUGUAUCCAAGAGCGAAUGCACUUGAAUCCAAGAGAAAUCCAAAGACAAUUAAAGUCAGCAACUCCAAAGCUCUUUCUCUUCACUUGAUCAGAUCCCUUAAGUCCAAAGUCCAUAUCAGAAAAGCUCGAUACUGAGGCUUGAACGUCAAUCAAAUCAGAAUAAUUAGAUGAGUUCAGUUUGAGACCUAAUUGUAAUCGGUCGGUGUUCUUCAACAAAAAUAAAAAGUUGUAAUCAUUCAGUGAAAUAAAAAAUAAAUAUUUUUUUAAAAAAGGGUAUUGCAAGCAUUUAAUUAUAUAUAUAUUCUUGAUAGUUCUAUGUUUUUCUCUGAAGUCAAAUUGAUGGGAUGGGAUAAUGUUGUGUGGUAUUAUGCGCGGUAGAGGGAAAUUUUCGAUAAAUUUAGACAGGCAUGAUAAUAAACUUAUUGGUUAGUAAGAUGACGGAAUCGUGUGAUCUUAAUGCUUCGGUGCCAUUAUGAUAAUAGUUUUUUUCUAUUCACUUGGGUUUAUGCCGAGACUUUCGAAUUCCCUUGAAGAGUUUGCAGAUUACCUCAAUAGCGCAGUACGGAAGUUCCAUUAUCACUUUGUAGUGUUUUUUCACCGCCUGCUAAUAGUUUUGAUUACUGGCACUCGCGUUCUUUGCCUCCCUCUUGUCCAAAGGUCUCCUGGAUGAAGCCUCUUCACUCUAAGCUUGGUCGUCGGGUUAGUCAGUUAGUUAGUCAGUGAAGGCACUAGGUGGUUGGUGUGGGCGUGAAGCCGAUUGUUGUAGUGACUUCAAUGAUGAUUGAUUUGCUAUCUAACUAUGGGGAUGUUUAGGUCGUUUGCGAUGUCAGCAUUUCUCGCGUACCAAGGCGCGUUAGUAAUUGUGCGCAACGCUCGAUUUUGGAAAAAAUUUUGGGUUUUCCUAGACGCUUCAAAUUAACCCCGAAAGUUCGAGAUAAAGGCUGUGCCGUCAGCAUACGUUGCCAGGAGGGUACCCGGUUCUUUGAGAUUUGGCAGGUAAGGGGUGUAUAAUACGGAACCCAACACACUACCCUGAGGAACGCGAGCUCGACUGCAUCUGAUGGCUGAUCAUUCCCAUGUCACGUCGAACAUGAAUUUUCGCUCUAGCAGAUAAGACUUUAAGAGAACAAAUUGCGUAGCUGGAAACCCCUCCUUUAGCUUAAAAAGCAGACCGUCGUGCCACACUCGAUCACAGGCUUCUUUUACGUCUAGAAAGAUUGGUGAGCUUUAUUGACCAUUUUCUUAGGCAUCUAGGAUAUGCUGUGCUACUCGAUGAACUUGUUCUGAACUUGUUUCCACAUUUUCGUUCGGCCUCUUCUAAAAAUUGUUAAAUGUUACCUCGAUAUAGUUUUUUCUUUAAAAGUUGGCCGUUUGGUACCAAGGGUUUCUAGGUAAGUACCAUGCCAAAAUAAAGUCGCGGGUGACGAAAGUAUACAAUGGGCUGGAAUACAAUGGGUGGAAUAAUAAUACAAUAUAUUUCAAGUGAAAAGUGAAUAGUUACAAAUAAAUUACGACAAAAAAAUUUGCGAAAAUACGCUCUAUGCGAUGUAAAAUCGCUUAUUAAAAUAGGUGUACAUUUCUACUUCAAAGCAAACUAACACAACGACAUAUAAUUACAUUUGCACUUAGGGACAACGAGAGCAGGACGAGUGUCGUCUCUCUUCGAUAUUAAACAACGCGUAUAUCUCAUUUUUAAUAAAAUAAAAUAAAUGUAUAAGUCGGUAGGUAACAGUCAACCACGCCCAACCCGAUACAAUAAAACCAAUUCAAUAAAAUCUUUUGUCUGAUAAAUUUCCACUCCCUAGAAUUGAUAAUAUUUUGGAUCACCUAGACCGAGCUAAUGACUUUUCAUGUCUAAGCUUGAUGUCAGUUUAUAACCAAAUUGAACUAAAGGAGAGUUCAAGAAAUAUAACUUUGUUUUCAACAACGGUUCAUAUCGUUUUAAACGAUUACAAUUCGGUUUAAAAAUAGCGCCCAAUUAUUUUCAAAGAAUAAUGACUAUUGCAUUUUCUGGUUUUGAGAAUUCGUCUAUUUGGAUGAUCUGAUAGUUACACGUUGUUUCGAAAAGCAUUUGAUUAAGAACUUAUCAGAGGUUUUUGACAAAUGCAGGAAUUACAAUCUAAAAUUACAUUCUUAUAAAUGUUCAUUUUUCAUGAAUGCGUGAAGUCACGUUUCUGGUUUUAGUAUAUGUGGCUCAGUACAGUUGCCAUCGCAAGAACCUCGUCCUGUCUUUUGUUUUCGACGAGGAAAAAGCGUGGAAAGGCAAUCCGAUAUCAGACGUUCAUCAUCAGACACUCUGUGAGUGCCCUAACGAAGCUAAGUGCUUCUUGUGCGCAAGCAGUGGAAGCCAAGAGACCAACCACGAAAUAGGCACCCGAAAGUGCCCAUUGGCGGGCAAAGGAGCACCAAAGGCACUGCGAUGAUGCGUCUGAUUCAGCUAAACCUGAAACCUGAAGCUGCUAGUGCAGACGGUGCGUGAACGCAGAGUGGAGCUUGCGUUACUCAGCGAGCCCUACCGGACGGCGGCUAGCCCAGACUGGGAUUUGGACCGCACCAAGAAAGCUGCGAUCUGGAGGUGCAGCAGAUGAGCCCAGCAAUUAACCGAUGUUCUUUCGGACAUCGGAUUUGUUAGGGCUAGGGUAGGCAGAUGGUUGGUGUACAGCGUAUACCUAGCUCCCAGCCUGACCUUAAUCGCAUUCAGCCGGGCACUGGUUAGACUGGCAGCGGAUGCUAGAGGCCAUAGCCUCUAGUUCUCAUAGCGGGCGACUUCGACGCAUGGUUAGAGAGCUGGGGCAGCUCAACCACCAACGCGAGAGGCAGAAUGGUGCUGGAGGCAUUCGCGACGUUGGACCUGGCUCUUCUUAACCAUGGAAACCGGCACACGUUCAGGCGCGCCGGACUGUGCUCUGUGGUGGACCUUACCUUCACUAGCGGCUCGUCGUACAGGCUAACGAGGUGGAGACUCAGCGAUGAUCACUUGGCCAUCAUCUGCGACUGGGAUGCCCUCCCUCGUCCCAAGCCCAGAUAACAGCCCAAGCCAAGCCAAGCCCAAGAUACAAUACAAGACGGACACUCUGGACACGCAGGUAUUUCGAGAGCAGUUCCUACCCACGGCGAUCAGACAAGGAGCCGAGCUGACGGCAGUGGAGCUGAUGAGGCGGCUGAACGCCGCGUGGACGCCAGCAUGCAAACGAGCAGGACGCCGACAAAGAGCCCCUGUCUACUGGUGGAACCAGGAGAUAGAGACGGCUCGUCGAGAGUGCCUCUCCGCCAGACGUCGCUAUCAACGCGCUAGAGGUGCGGAGUCCUUUGCCGAACGCCAAUCCGAGUACAGAGCCCGCAGAAAAGUUCUCAAGAUAGCCAUAAGGGAGAGCAAGCGGAAAUGCUUCCUCGACCUAUGCGAUUUUGCCGACAGCGACACAUGGGGUAGUGCCUACAAGGUGGUGGUCAAGAAGGCGUACACAAGGACUCCGAAGCUACUGGACCCAGCGAUGCUCCGCAGUGUAGCGGAACAUCUGUUCCCUCUAAUGGAUGGGUUACACCCCGCCGACCCAGCUACAGGGGACCACGUCGAAACCGACGCCACGAUCAGCAGUGAAGAGAUCCUGGAGCUGGCAAAACUGCUGAAGGACGGCAAGGCCCCCGGGUCCGACGGCAUUCCGAUCAGGGCGCUUCGGCUUGCUCUCUACCUCCAGCCAGACUCGUUUGCGAAGGCAUUCACCAAGUGCCUGACGAAGGAAGGAGUCUUCCCGAGUUGCUGGAAAAUACAAAAGCUGUUGCUCCUCUCAAAACCAGGGAAGCCACCCGAGGAGCCUUCAUCGUUCCGGCCAAUAUGCCUCAUCGAUGGAACUGGCAAGCUCCUGGAGAAACUGGUGUGCAUUCGGCUAGACAGGGCUAUCGCCGACGCGGGUGACCUCUCACGGUCCCAGUUUGGAUUCAGGAAAGCACGGUCCACCGUCGACGCUGUCAACAGAGUGGUCAAAGUAGCGGCCCAAGCAAUCGAGGGCACCAGAUGGAAGGGGGGUAGCAAAGUGUAGCAUAUUGGACUAAUCUACCCUAAAAAUACAAUAAAUGAUUGGGUAUAACUUAGCGUCAAUACAUUGUGACACUUUGUCAUAAUAAAAAUAAAUUUCAAAUAUACAAAAAGACCACCAAAAACUACGUAAGCUCUCCAGCGCCCCAGUAAUACGAUCUAACGCUUAUACAUAAGCCGAUCGCGGAGCGUGGGAAUGCUGAGCAUGCACUUUGCAGCUCAAGUGGUCAAUGCCUUCUGCAUACAUGUGUAUAUGUAUAAAUGUAAGUAAGAAUACAUAGAUAUAAGCAAUGUAUGUGCGGGUUAGCUGAACCCAACUUCAGCACACUUUGAUUAUUCAAAUAAAGAACCUCGAACAGAGCAGAA
Messenger RNA from Drosophila simulans, 8806 nucleotides. RefSeq names its product lachesin (gene DIP-lambda). NCBI's taxonomy places the organism in Eukaryota, Metazoa, Arthropoda, Insecta, Diptera, Drosophilidae. Gene Ontology annotation, cellular component: neuron projection. The transcript is spliced from 2 exons. The coding region runs from base 7377 to 8444 and encodes 355 amino acids. The record is from RefSeq and is a predicted model, not a curated record.